Molecule: messenger RNA, 9572 nt
Organism: Rhipicephalus sanguineus (brown dog tick)
Lineage: Eukaryota; Metazoa; Arthropoda; Arachnida; Ixodida; Ixodidae
Product: tetratricopeptide repeat protein 5
Exons: 11
Coding region: 16-1320 (434 amino acids)
Molecular function (GO): protein binding
Source: RefSeq, a predicted model, not a curated record
UUGUUCAGCGCAAAAAUGGCAGACGACCAAACGGAGUCGUCGGAUCAGCGUGAAGGAAAUAACGCCGAUUCAUUUUCUCUGACCGCUAUAAAGGAGGCCGUGGACGAGUUGUACGAAUUUCGAGACAACUAUUACGUGAAAAACCCCAGCGCAUCUGAAAAGCAGAAAAGUGACGAUGUUGACGAGAGGCUCAGGAAGAUUGUGGACACAUUAGACGCACAAGGAGGAGUGCUAGAAAAAGUGGACAGAGCAAAAUUUCAUAUGCUGAAAGGGAAGGCACUUAACAUACAAGAAGACUACAACCCAGAUGCACAUGAAGCGCUUUCCAAAGCUGUGAAGCUCAAUCCUAAACUGGCAGAAGCAUGGAAUGAGCUUGGUGAAUGCUACUGGAAAAAGGGACAGAUUACCAAGGCGCGCAACUGCUUUGAAGGUGUUCUGAAAGUGACAAAGGACAAAGUGUCACUGCGAAACCUUUCUAUGGUUCUUCGACAAGUUGGUGAAACAGAAGAGGAGAGGCUUAACAAUAUCUGUGAGAGCGUUGCAAAAGCUAAGGAGGCAUUGCAGCUUGAUAUCACUGAUGGAAAAACUUGGAGUAUUCUUGGUAAUGCAUACAUGACAGUCUUUUUUUCUGGUGCACAAAAUGUCAAGUCACUUCAGCAGGCUUUGGCAGCAUACUCCAGGGCUCUUGAAGACCCACGAAUGCACUGCUCCUCUGAGCUGUAUCACAAUCAUGCUGUGGCUUUGCAAUAUGAAGAGGACUACCAGGGGGCCUUGGGGCAACUGGAGCGUGCAUGCUCCUUAGAGCCCCAUUGGGCCGAACCUCGAGAGAAAGCGCAGAACUUGACGGCAUACUUGCAACGACUGGCGGACGCCGUUUCACAUAAGGGUCAUCUUAAGCCACGCAAGAUAAAGGCUUUGCUAAGGGACCUCAAGGUGCAGCCGCUAGCAGGUCUUGAGCCAGCCAAGUUGAAAGAGCUACGGCCAGGAAAAAACACUGGCCGCCUGCUCACUGUCAAAGUGGCCUGCAGUGUCCUCUCACAAGAACGCUUUCCAUUCACCAUGUGUGCUUUGGAUGAAGAUGCUUCCUGUGUUGCUGUGAAUGUCUACAAUAUGGCUGAUGGACGGGGAUUUGUUGUUGGAGACUCUGUUGUGAUUCGUGAGCCAAGUUUACGUCAUAUUCAAGUUAAUCAUAAAGGCCAUGAGCUCAGCCUCGUUAGCAUACGUGUUGACUCCCCAUUGGACCUUAUUGUCAAUGGGAAAGUCAUGAGCAGUGAGAGCAGAGCACCUCUUCGUCUUCAAGUUGUAAUCAAGAAAGACUAGUGCCAUGUGUUCUUGUACUAUUGUCUAGCUGAAGUUUUAUAGGAACAAACAUUGAGCAACCGGCUGGCCGGUUGAUAACUGUUCCAUGUGCUGGCGGUUACUUUUGCAACUGCAGUACAGUGAUGAGAGGCCGUGUUAAAACUUUUUGCAGAGUUGAUCGCUGUCCGUAUAUAUCAUGGCCACAUGUGCUUUAUGGUGAUGAAGUUUAAGGAGAAGCUUUAACUCGGGGCCAGCUCCGAUUUUCCUAUUCACAUACUACGUGUAAAAUACAAAAAUGAGGCAACCACUAGAGUCGUUUGAAGUUUGUCGCAUUUGAGAGUGGAAGUUAAAUUCUAGGAACUGCAGGGAGCAGAAUUUUUAUGUGGGAGCUCGUACUGUUUACAAAUUUUCCUGAAAAUUUUCAGGUUAAAAGAAUUGAGGCUCAAAGCUUAUACAUUUUUAAUUCUACACCAAAAACAGAUACUAUUCCAGCUUUGUAAAGAGCCUGUAUGGGAGCAUUAAAAGCUGACAACUUUUGGUACUGUGUGAGUUUACAGCUAACAAAACGUUACAAUGCUUACAAGGUUUUUGUGAAAGUGCUGAUCAUAAAUUCGGAAUAGUACUAUAAUUUUAAGAGCUGUACAUAAAAAGAGAGCAGAUGUGCAUAACCUUGGAAGAUCACAGCCAUGUUUCGAUCAUUGUGGUUGCUUUUGAGCAGUUUUAUUUAGAAUAUAGUUGGCCUGGUAUGAAAACAUGUACAGUUGAACCUACUUAUAAUGCUAUUUAGCUGCCACAAAAAUUUUCUUUAUACAACUGACUAUUGUUAUAAUUGGUUACAAAAAAAGAAAGUUACAGUUUCAUCCGUAGGAUGAAGCAUUUAAAGUGAUAACAAUGCAGUAGACAACUUUUUGCUUUUUUUUUUUGGUAAGGUUAGUAGUAAGGUUUGUAGCUUUAUUGGCUCCAUAUAUGGCAGUAAACAUUUGCUUAGUAAUUUAAUUUGCAAGCAUGGUGUUACGUGUGCACAGGCAAACAUGAACGCACUUCACUCAAUAACCAUGAACAGUAUCACAAUACAGUAGACUCUUAGUAAACGGAAAUCUAUGAAAUGGCAUUGCUGCUUAAAUAGAAAAGCUGCCUCUAAUAUGAUUGGUUGCGUACUUUUACUCUGCACCCCUGUUCAUCUCUCGGUAAAUGGAACUCCUGUUAAAUGCAACUUAUUUUCCUGGUCAUUUAGGGUUCUGUUUAACCAGAGUCUACUGUGCUGGCAUGAUGAACAGUGCAAUCGAAAGUGAGCAAACACAUGGGGUUGUUUUCAAACUCAAGGUUAACACUGGCACAGUUCACACCGUAGUACAAACCAACACGUAGGUAUUUAUUAGCACCUUUUACACAAGCCUGCCAGCUGAAUCAUACUGAUAACUAAAGUAACACGACAAAUAGCACAAUAGAAUUCCAAUGUAACACACAGAUGAGACAACAUAACACACAAUGUAACCUGAAUGCGGCAUUGGCAACAUUGGGCUCGUCAUGGGAGGGAGUUCAUACGGACGAGCUGCGGAAUCGCGCCACAGAUCUUCUCACGAGAGACAACCAUCCGCCAAGGGCCAAAGAGGGAGAGCCUUGCACAGGCUCUCACUCUCUUGCACAGCGGCGACUAUGCCGACAUUAGUGUCUCGCAGUGAAGCCGGCCCUCAAGAUGCCUGGGUGCCAUGAGGCAAGGCAACUUAACAGGGGAAGCAAAUAUCCCCGCAGCGCAUUGCAGAGUGCUCCUCGCUUCUGUGAUAUAACGUGCAGAGACAUGACACAUAAACUGACCACCCAUCUUAGCUCACUCAGCCUUCGCACUCACCGCAGAUGUAAUGCGAGACAGGGCGUGCAGGCUGUUCUUUCAGUUAGCCGCUGUGACUGUCACAGCACGAAGCAAUGACUCAGCUGCUCCCAGCCGGGCUGAAAUAAUGGUUUCCACGUUGGCAAAAACUCUUAUUUCUGCAACAUGUAAGGGAGCAUGGCUCAGUGUUGGGGGAAGGGUGAGAGAAGUGAGUGGGAAAGAGACCACCUUCUCAAGCACCAGGUCGGUAUACCUGUCUCCCCAUUAAAUAGAACCUGUGGGUGCCCAGCAGUGCUUCGAAGCGAACCCAGUGCCUCCCGCAUUGGAGGUGGACGUUCUAAUCAGCUGCCCGCUGCUGCGGUUAACCAGGCUGAGUUGAGGGCAUACGCACACUUCACCUCCCCAUUCCAUGCUUGCACACUCUCUAAUGCGCUUUUCCUCAAUCCCGCAGGUUACUGCACACAGGGUGUAAUAUGAUAUUAUUGCACUUGGACUUUAUAUGGAACAUGAGGGUGACAGAAAAUUUUCACUUGGAUGAAUAAAAUUAAUAUCACAAUAAAAAAAGACAUCCAUGGGAAUGGCAUCUCUUCUAGCUGCAGAUCGUGUUGACAUGUUUAACGCUAAAAUGGCCCUUGCUUCAUGCAUGAUGUAGCAGAUGACAGAUGAUGUGUGGGCCAUAUACGUUUUGGGAACCUACGUGUGCAUGCAUGUAGGUUCCCAACCAACAUUUAGCCACCUUGCUAAAUGCCAGUAUGACACGACAAACAGUCUUGCAGUUUGAUGUAAAGAUGGCUUUACAUGGCAAGCAUUGUGACAUUUUUCAGUGGUAACAUGUUGCAGCCAACUGAUGUGCUCGCACAUAUCAGCCAUGAAGGAAAAUGAAGAAACAGGAAGCUAAUACACAUGACAUCUUGAGAAUUAAAUGGGAUGGCUUUUCAAACAAGAGUGGGAUGAACAGGAAUGAAUCAACAAUGUUUCACUGUACUUGUUUAAGUAAAAUUUAGCUGAAGUUAAAUUCCCUUAACCCACACACUUUCGAUUUGCAUGCACAUUUUCCUUAACCUGUACCUUACUCCCAUAAAAUACAAUAAAGAUACUUUAUUUAGAUCACUGAGGAACAGUUAGCAAAUUUCACCAUUGUUUAUUAAUGGAUUACGGAGCUGACAGCUUUGUAAAGUCUUUUAUGUUUUAUUUUCAACAAUGUUUGUGAAAAAUUUAUAGCCUAAAUUAAAAAAAAAACUGCUUCCUACAGCCACUAGAUUUUACCUCUUUGUAUAGAAUGCAACAGACCUUAUCAAAUUCACUGUCGUGGAUGUUGUGCAAAACAAUUGCCCCAUUCCCAUGUAUAGGAGCUCACGAGGUAAAGCUUCCUCUUACGAAGAUGUAAGUGUGCUGUUGUAUUAUGUUGUUAAAUAGCUUGGAAUGAGAGCACGGUGAGGAUAGUGAAGCUUUCGUUAUAGCUUUUAGUAGGUAUAAAUAUUGGCAUCAAAGGUGCUUUCUUUUUCUUCAGUGUUGAGCUUACUAGCUGGUAGGCAACAAGGAAGUUGUUUGACCUGCAUGUUCAUUACGCAACUGCUGCUUGUGUUAUGAGAAAAAGGCUGUUCGCUAAGUGGCUCCCUUUGCUUGCACCUAAAUAGUGUACAGUAUGUCCCAGCUAACUUGCACUAAGCCUUGCAGGAAUGAAGAAUUCUGUACUUAUGGAAUGGUUGGGCUUCUUUCGCUGUUUACAGUAAUGUAAGAAAUGUAACUCCUGACAUUGUGUGAAGUGUUUUGAGUGUUUGAGCAAAAUGGUUUUUAAAAAUGGUUCUAAUUUUUAUUUUUCAAAAAAAGAAGCAGGAGGGUUAGUCAGCGUACUUGUCUGAGAUUGUGGUUAAGAGAAUGAACAGAUGUGUGCAUGUUUUGUAUGGUAGUACAGGGCUUUGCUAAAGGUACAAGCCCACUCCAUGGUUCUUUGGAAAGUAAGAAUUUGACAGCCUGUUCAUUUCUAGUUAGGCCAGAUAGCCUGUGAACGCUUGGCAGGAAAAUGGCCAGGGUCUGCUGCUCACUAGCAUGUGAGGGGCAGCUGUAUGUAAAAAUGUGCCAUGGUCAGUGUUGCCAUAUUUUUUAACGUAUGUUGCUAAAUUGAGACUAUGAACUCUCUAAAUAUCCGCUGACAAUUACUCCUGCUUUGUCACUAGAACUGUUAAGUGAAUUUCAAAUAAUAUUUUGUAACAUUAUAUGGUUUACAAUAACGUGGUGUAGACCACCUACUGGCCACUUUCAUGUUUCUUUCAUGUUUGUGCAGUUUAGGAAGGAACAGCGAAUUCACUAGCAAAGUGUAGAGGGCUUUCACAUUACUAGCAUUUUUAUAAUAACUGAUAAUAAUAGCUGACACCUUGCAUUUUCCUUCAGAUUGCAAGGUUACAAAUAUCAUGCUUCCAUGCCUGGAUUUACUUUGAAAUUCAAUGCAGUACUAAUUUGUCUUAGCGACAUGAGAAACAGAAGUGAUGUCUCAGAUUCUUAUGAAGCCCAGGCACUCUAAUAUCUAUGCCUCUGCACGGUAGAUGUUUCUUAUUAGGCGUAUAUUGUGUCAUAAAUGUCCUCAGAAAUAUUAUCGGAAUGCAUUUCGGUACAUUUAUUAGCUGGUGCGGUGGAGAAUGUUGACCAGUCAAGCGUAUUUAGCAAAACUGCAGGAUCCACCAUGUUAGACCCAUUCAAACUGGUUCUGUGAGAGUGCGUUCUUUAAGAAUAUUUUUGAAGCAUUCCUAACUUGUGAGUUGCUAAAACAUCAGCAGUUGUCCUGUGAUGUCACUAAAGAGGAGAGAGGCUUUAAAUCUAAUUGCACACUUCCUAAAAUGUGAGCCCUGGCCCUGGUCACAGUUCAUGUUGCUUGCAUGGAUGGCAGAAUGUGGGUACUACUUGAAGAACAUGAUGCCAAGGUAGAGCCUGAUAGCCAGCUUGCAUUGCAUUUUCACUUUGGGGGGCACUGGAAUUGCAUAUGCAGUUUUCUUGUAAGCAGUGUUUCAAAUUGAUUGAACUACUUCAAGUGCAUUUGAAUGGCCGUUAUUUAGUGAGCCUUUUUUAAUAGCUAGUGUCUCAGAGGUACUAAAGAUAAUUUUAGCAUUUGCAGUAGUGCAGCGAUCUGAAAAUGAGCAAUUGUCUUGUGAUUAGUACCUAUCAAGUUGAACAGUGUUAAGUAGAAUUUAUUUUUAGUGCUACUAUAUGUGCAAACUUCUGCAUAAAAUGUUCCCAUUGCUAGUGGUUUAUGACUGUGGUAGUUGGCCACAGUAAAGUAAAAAGUGAUAACCACAGAUGAACCUGCUUUUCAUGGUUCUGGUUUUCAUGGUUUCAUGGUUAAAGCAUAACCUUUAGAUACUGUUUUUGCAAAGGCCACUCUAAAUCUCUCUCAAUAGCUUACUGUUGCCAAUAAAUUUGGCAUGAAGUUAGCAUUAGAAAAGGAAGGUUUAGGUAUGGAUUUUGAUGUGCUUAGCAGUGCCUAUUUGGUUCAAAGGUUCUUUGAGGUGUUGGAAGAGAGCUGACUGGGGACAUUUACAAUAUUAAGUAGCAGAUGAAAAAGGAAUAGCUCCUCAAGCUUGUAGGAUUUCUGGAGUAGCCAGAACAUCAAUAAUGGAGUGUAUCAUGUGACUUUGUUUAUAGUUUUUUAAUAUUGCUGUGGGAAUGUGCUGUUUUUUUAUUUCUUUUUUUGAGGUGUUAGAAGUUUGUACAGAUUACUUGUGGUGAGCUGAAAUUUUUGUUUUAUGAAUUUCUUCUUCUGAUGACGAUAGGUAAAUAGGCAUAUAUAAAAGAUUGUGUUCAUUGGUUUAACAUGCUUGUGCAUGAGGCCUGCUACAGAUGUGCACUAGCUCUAGGAAAUAUUGCAGCUUGUCCACAUAGCGUGGAAGAGAAAAAUGCAGUCUCAUUAAGACCAGACAAGGUUUGUCACAACUGCAGGAAUUAUUGUUAGAUCUGGUAGUUAGUGCUGCAGCAUAUGAACAUUUGAUACAGUCUAAUGUGGUAAAGAAAAAAAAUAAAAAGCUCUAAAUGAUUUCAUUGCAGAGAUGCUGUGGUUCUGUUGGGCUGACAGUUAAAUUUUUUAAUGGAUAUGAUAGGUGUGAGAGAGGCUGUUGGCACUUCAGAAAGGGUACAUGGGGAAAAAACUCAAUGAAAAGGCUGCUAUUUUGGUUAUUUUGUAUAGUUAUUUUGGUCACAAAGGUCAUGGCUAAUACUACAUUUUGUUAGCCUCUUGUACAAGCUAGUGACACAUAGUGGUAUCCCAGUAGUUUUGGGCUGAAUACUUUCAUCAUGGCUGGUGCAUAUGUGCUGGUGUUAGUAUUCAAAAUGAAAUCUUGUGUUGAGUUUUGAUGUACCUUAUUAUUUUUUUUUUUGACUCUUGAGUUACCUGGUAGCUCUAGCAGGUCAAGUUUCUCUGUUGUAUAAGUCGAGCAGAUCUCUGUAUAUGUUGGUAAAAAAUUAUUUUCAGCAAAUUGCUUUUCUAACCAGAGAUGAGCUGUGCUUUUCAACUCAGUUCUUGCCGUGUGUUUGAGUUUCAUUGCUCGAACAUAUUAUUCUAAGUUUUAGUUUCCUUUUGUUAUUAUCGGUUAAGAUAAUUAUUCUAGCCUUGAAUAUGUGCUAAAUGAAAGUAUUUUCCAGAGCAGGUGUCUUUCACUGUAAUACUUUAAGGGAAUAUUACAGGCAAACUACACAUGUGUUUUGAACCCAGGUAUAAUGUACAAGACCUUGCUGGAAUGAAAAAAAAAAAAAAUAAAAAAAAAUAGGAAAUUUUGUGCACUUACGAAAAAACUUGUGAGUUAAAGGGUUAAGCACGUCCACACCUCUUUAGGUAUUGCUUUAUACACAAAGCACAUUAAGUACUGUUUGCAGUUUGUAAGAGGCUGAUGUAGAGUCUGAUGUGCAACAACGCUGCUUAUGGAGAAAGUUUUUUUAUGUACCAUGUUCGCUGUGCACAAUGAGAACAAGUGUGGCCUGUUGUAAAAUAUUCUUAUGUAGUUGUGUAGAGCACAACUGCAGUUAAGUUCUGCACAUACGUACUGGCCAUGACAUUAGGUACAUUUUGGGCACUCUAAGCUGUGUGCAAGGGCAGUGCUGUUGCAGAGGUAGGCAAUUUCUGAUUCUUUGUGAAAUUGCUGCUUUGCAGAAAGAGAAUGGUGGGUUAUUUCUUGCUGGGGGUGACCAGUGAAUAGAGACAACAGUUGGGCGGUCAUGGUGUGCGUUUUUUUAAUGUUAUUUCAUGUCCAUUCUGUUGUCGAAAAGAUUUCAGCACGGAAGAAAAUUUGUCCAAACCAAAUUCUAUUCAACCAUUUUCUUAACACCACAAGCAGAAUGCUUCUACUUGCUCCAACUCCGACUGCUCUGUCCACCAUUUGACAGGGCAUGUUUUCCCAAUAUUGUCUUAACUGUGAUGUAUCCGUGUAAAUAACACAUGUUUGUGCUAGAAUAUUUUAAAAACUUAUUUCUUCUUUAUCACUGUCAUUGUCUUGUGACACGAUAUGUUUUGUCGCCUUGCCUUUAAACACAGUUGUUUUUUUUCUGCUUCUCACUGUCAUACUGUCAAAUGAGCUGGUCACAGUGUUGCCUUCGUGCUUGUAUUUUAGUGGUAGUCAGAAACAGUGCAGUACAGUUUCUUUUUAUCGUUUUCAUCACUCUUCUUUAUGUACUGUUUUGCUGGGCAAUUGUUAUUUUCACUUGUGCCUUGACGAUUGUAAGUAGGGUGCGUCUUGCACAUACUGGAAAAGCAGGCAGUAUGUCAUCUUGCAAAAUUUUGAGUUUUGUACAUAGAUUGUAUGCCCAAAAAAUGUGUGUAGGCACUUUGCAUAUUGUGAAGCAUCGUGGGGUACUUUGCAGGUUAUACAUUUUUGUUGCUUGAGAAUUUUUUCCAGAUUACCAUAUUCUUAUUAUAUUUGUUCUUGUUCUGUGUGUAAAAACUGUAAGGCGAGAAAAACUUCCUGUACUGUUGCUCCUUGCUAAACCACUCUAUGGUUUUCUUUUUUUAUGAGAGAAAGCUUCUUGAUAUUAAACAGUUUUGCAGCCAAAUGGGCUUUGAUAGACGGUGCCCUUAUACAUAUAUAACCUGGAAGCAAAGUUGGAAAAUGGGGUUACUCUCCAGACAAGCUAUCAUAAGUAAAGCAGAGAAAUGACCCGUUAAUCAAGGCGACAGACUGAAAUGUUAUGUAUGCGGAGAUUAUGCAGAAAGCUGCUGGAACCACUACAUUGUUUGAAUAUACCAAGAAGCUUUUGAUGUGUAACCAUUAAAAUAUUUGACAAGCUUUGACUAGGGAUAGCUGCUCGCUAUUUCUGCAUGUGUCACUGUGGUCAAUUAAGAGAUGCAGCCUGUAUUUAGCCUAUUUCCAUUGGGUUUUGUUAGUCUGUGCACAUUUCAUGCCACUGGCAUAUCAUUUGGAGGGCCAAUCUCAUCUGUGCAAUGAAAAGCAUUUUGUAUUGAAUUUUA